Molecule: messenger RNA, 1230 nt
Organism: Cooperia oncophora
Lineage: Eukaryota; Metazoa; Nematoda; Chromadorea; Rhabditida; Trichostrongylidae
Source: the annotation of a GenBank genome assembly
UUGUCCAAAAAUGAAGACCCAGUCCGAGUACAAUUUGACUUGUUGCUCAAAUGCCCAGAUGAGAUUAGUGAUGAACCAGUGAAAGUUGUUUCUAAGAGAAAAAGGGGUAGAAAGAGCAAGAAUAGUGAGAAUGAUAUCUUUUGUGCACAGGUUCUAGUAAAGAAGAACAUCUGUUUCAGGUCGAAGGACGAGUACGACGUCGCCGAUGUCAUGCAUUUCCUGCACGUCGGAUUUCGCUGUGAUGGCCAACCGUUUCCCGCGGUCGAAGGCAGAGCGAGCUUCCCUCUUGAUUCUUGUCGUUGUAGUCGUACCACUCGAGUUGGUCAGCUUCUUUCGGUCGUACCGCAACCGGCGUGUGAUGAGCGUAUCGAAUGCGUGCUGGAUGCCGCGCGAGUCCUAGCGAUAUGGUGGGAUUCAGGAUCCGUUUCUCUAAAGGUUCAGCGGAUCAUGGACAAGUCAUACAAGGUGCUGACUCCCAAAGCGAUAGGAUUCGCAUACGCUUUCUUCCGACAUCGCUGUCUCCAUGUCUCGAUUAUGGCGGGGACUGUGCCGCAGGAAGCUCCGUUACGUCAUUCGCAGCUCCCGGGAUGGCCUUGCGAUGCAACGAGGGUCAUCGAAUACGGGUGGAGAAUCGCGAAGAAUCUAGAAUGGGAGACUAUUGCGCAGUCAGUGCAGUAUGGGCAAGAACAUGGGCGUAUCGUCGUCGUCGUACCGGAAGUCCUGCACAGGAUCAAGUUUUGUCACACGAGCCCAAACAUGGCCAUAUUCUAUUACAAGUCAUUCCGAGAGAUACGUGCUACGAAUACGGCCAUCUUGUGGAUAGCAGACCGCCGAAUCGGUGACAGGGGAUCGGCGCAGAGAUCGAUUCGACUGGAUGAGCGGGAUCGUUUGAAUGCUUUUGGCGCGAAGCUGCGCGGCGAAACGGUACCCAUAGAAAAUUCGGGAAACCGUGAUGUGGAAAUGCGGAGGAGCGCCACCUGCUUGAGGAGCUGGGAGCAGCCUCAAGAGUCAGUUGAAGCCAGAAGAAGGAGCUGCAUGAGCUCUAAAAGACACGGGAAAGAAGUCAAGCGUGAAGCAAUACCAGCACUACCAGAUGUAAAAGUAUAUUCGGGUAGUGAUAGAGACUAUACAUGGGAUAGCUUUACGGAGGCGUUCCUGUUGAAGUAUCCUAGGCAUAAGCUGUCAAGCAAAGAACUUAAGAAUGUUGCUCAAAUCCAAGUUAAGUGGUAA